Messenger RNA from Electrophorus electricus (electric eel), 5174 nucleotides. RefSeq names its product tripartite motif containing 25 (gene trim25). The record is from RefSeq and is a predicted model, not a curated record. Lineage: Eukaryota; Metazoa; Chordata; Actinopteri; Gymnotiformes; Gymnotidae. Gene Ontology annotation, molecular function: protein binding; zinc ion binding.
AAACAUCCCCACGAACGAGUACACUGACUAGAACCAAUCAGAUGUCACCAUGCGCCUACUGGUCCCAGUUCCAGUUCCCACCCCCGCGCAGGAGUGUGCAGGGAGGACGAGGAGAGGCUCAGUCCGGGUCGGUCGGCGAGUGCUCUGCCCGGCGUGUUGUGUAGCGUGUUGUACAGCCUGAAUCUGGUCUUCGUGUGUGCGUUUUACUGCUUGUGGUCGGGUUAGUUUCGCUUUCUUAAGUUUCGUUUCCGUGCAGCAUCGCUACGUCACCAGGAAGAGCUCGCGGCUCAUAAUCGCCUUCGACAUGGCCGACGCAGCAAUGUCUCUGCUCAGCCUGGAGGAUGACCUGACGUGCAGCAUCUGCCUGUGUCCAUUCGACAAUCCAGUGAGUUUAAUCUGUGGGCACAGUUUCUGUCUCGUUUGCCUGGAAGAAACUUGGAAAGACGCGGUGUCCCUGUUCUGCCCUCACUGCCGAGCGCACUAUCACACCAAACCCGAGCUUAAGAAAAACACGGUCCUCAGCGCGGUGGUGGAGACCUUCAAAUCAAAAUCGCUAGAGUCCAGUGCCGAUGGACAGGUGCCGGGGAAGGAACCGAAGCAAGUCAUGUGCGACACGUGCAUGGAGGCCCCGGCCGUUAACACCUGCCUGACGUGCAUGGCCAAUUUUUGUGUGGUGCACGUGAGGCCGCAUCAGGAGAAUCCCAUAUUCCGGGCGCACCAGCUUAUCGAGCCGCUCGCUGACUUGUCGGAGAUGCUCUGUCCUGACCACGGGAAGAUGACCGAGUUCUACUGCGGCGACCACGAUCGGAGCAUCUGCAGCAGCUGCCUUCAGCAGAACCACAAGGGAUGCCGCUUCUCCAGUCCAGAAGAGCAGCGUGUUAAAAAAGAGUCUGAAAUGAAGGACAAGCUGGGCACUCUCGAUAGCAAAAUCGAAAAAAAUCAACUUGUCAUCUCCCAGAUGAGGGAGCAGCAAGCCAAGCUCAAGGACAUAGCGGCGGUGCGUAAACGUGCCCUGGAGAUGGAGUACCAGCAGAUCAGGGACAUGCUGCAGAAGGAUGAGAAAGAGGCGAUGGACGCUCUGGAGAAAGACCUGGAGACUGGCCAGAGCAAACUCAACACGCUCAUCAAGAGGUUCAACCACAACAUUGAGAAGAUGAGUGCAACUACAGCUAAGAUCAACAGCCUGCUGGGCCAGUCCCACUCUCUGGACUUCUUACAGGCAUCUGUGCACAUGCCGUCUGAGGUGAACUUUGAUCCUUAUGCUCCUCGGAUCAACCUGGACUCCAAACAGGUCAUAGCAUUCCACUCCAGCAUUGUUCUCCUGAAGGACAUGAUCUCUAAAGUACUGAAACAGCAAGUGGAAAUGAGGGUCUCUGCCUUCAAACCAGAGUCUACAAAAGAUGUUACUACUGAUGAUUCUGGAGCAGGUGAAGACAUCAGGCCCACCAGCCCUGGAUUAAAGGAUAGAGACGUGCCCAGUGGCGCCAGAAAGAAACCUAACCCAAGAGACAAAAAGGAGAACAAAGGAGACAGAAAGGAGCAUAAAGCUCACGCACAACCAAAAGAAAAGGAGCCCAAAGGAGACCGAGCCAGGAGGGUUCCUCAACAAGGAAUGAAUUCUGCAUUCUCCAAAAGCAUGGAUAACCUUGGUCCUGAUUUAGCUCUUCAUAUUCCAAUGUGUCCUGAUACUACUAAGAUGCAGUUCUUUUGCCCAGUUCCAGUUCAGAUGGGAUCAGUUCCAGUUACUGGACUUAAAAGAAGUGACCUACUUAAAUAUUCCACAAUCCUCACGUUUGACCCCAAGACGGCCCAUAAGCGAGUGGCCCUCUCAGAGAACAACACCAAGGCGUCUGUGUCGGACGAGCCGUCAAUGUACCCGGACCACCCGGCCCGCUUCACCGUGUGCUCGCAGGUGCUGUGCUCUAAAGGCUUCUCCCAGGGUUGCCACUACUGGGAGGUGAAGAUGAGCAGCUGCAACUUCUGCGGCCUGGGCCUAGCCUACGGCAGCCUCGACCGCAAGGGUCCAUCCAGCCGUCUGGGUCGCAACGCGGAGUCCUGGUGCGUGGAGUGGUUCAACGUCAAGCUGUCGGCCUGGCACAACAGCGCCGAGACGGUGCUGAGCAACCCCAAUCCCAGCCGUGUUGGUGUGCUCCUCGACUGCAAUGAGGGCUCCGCCACCUUCUACAUCGUGGCCGACCGGGCAUACCCCUUCCACACGUUUGUGUUCCCCUUCUCCCAGGCUGUGUACCCCGCAUUCUGGAUCUUCUCAAGUGGGUCUUCCAUUUCCCUGUGUAAGCUCAGUAAUUAAGGUGUCUUUAACCCUUUGUCAUCGAUCAUGUGAUUGUCGUGGUCACCCAAUGCCCCUAUAAGGCACAGUAAUAACUACUUAACUACAGUUAUGUGAACAUCUCAUGUUUUUUUAUUUUGGGUGGUUUUAGCAGUGCUCCAGCCAUGUUGCUGUGCUAUAGAUAUUAGAUCUAAAAAAAAUCAAUUCUGAAUGGCAAAUUUUGUAAUAAUUGAACUAUGAGAACUGAAGGCUGCCAGAGUAUUUCUCUUCCUUGGUAAAGUGGUUCUUUUAGCUGCACUCUCAUCUCCACUUGUGAUAAUUAAUUGGAUAAUUAACUGUGGCCAUUACUACCAUUUUUGUUAUUGAUAUUGUUUUGAAUAUUGGUCAUUUACUCAUGACAGCAAUGAAUACAGUAGAGUAUCAAAUGUUGCACGACCCAAUCCCCUCGAUGACCACAAUAAUUCUUUCAUUACAAACAGGUUCCAUAUUCCUACAUGGUUAUUGGACAUUUGUUGAUUUUGUUAGUCUUUGGUAAUAAAGGGAAAUGUAGUGGGAAGAUUAAAAAUCUGUUAGGAAAUAAUUCUUGAACAAUUAUGCAUGAAUGGAAUCAUGCAUGAAUGGAAAAUAUUAAUGUGUGUCUUACUACUGUUUGGUAGGGAAAAAAAAGUGUAUGCAUGUUGCUCCUUCCUGGCUGACAUGGGGCCCUGUUGAUUCAAGAUAUUUACUUGGAAUGACAGUCACACACACACACACACACACACACACACACACACACACACACACACACACAUAUAUAUAUAUAUAUAUAUAUAUAUAUAUACACACACACACACACACACACACUUUUUUUUUGUCAAUUGCUUGUCUGCAGUUCCUUGCUGAUCAGCUCCUCUUUAUUUAGUGACUGUGAACUGUGGAAGUCUAAAGUCCUUUGCCAUACUCUGGUUUUACUGCCAGUGCAAAUGUGAGCAAGGUCCACAGCCACAGUGCUCUGAACAGAGGAAGGGUCAACAUUUCUGGCUGGCUUUAUUGCAGUUCAGGUGACACAGCUUUGUUACAGUAUGAUAGUUCCCGUGAGGUGUGCUAGUUCAAAUGAGGUGUCGUUCUUGGUUGUCUGUUUCUAAUGGCGCCUUAAUGUGCCAUUAGAACUGCUUUAAAUACACAUUUCUGGCCGUGACUGUUACAAGAAAGUCCCUUAAUCGGGAGCUUCAGAAAGCUUUAAUACAGAUUUUGUGAUUAAUUGUUGCUUACUCUCGUUAUUGAGGAGGAAUGGAUAGUUUCAGUGGUCGCUAGGAAACUAGCUAAUUCUCUAAACGUAGUUUGCUUUUGAGAGGUCACAGCGUAGGCCAGACAUGGGCCUGUAUUUAUAUCUGUAAACAGUUGUUGUGUUAUGUAGAUUUCCAACAAUGCUGCCAUUAUAGAAAUCUACACAAUGGGGAUGUUAAGAUCAGGCUAACUGACGUCACCUGUGGUCUUGAACGCAGUGCCACUGGCAUUUUGAUUUGAAAGUGGAUUGAAACUGUUCAGUGAGCACAAAGGCAUCAGAGCUGUGGUUCAUAGUGUUUCUAUGGCCUCACACUUUACACCUCCAGAUAUGACAGCUUUUAGUCUUGGUUUUUCUAAACUUGAAAGCUGGCAUCUGGGGAUUCUACUGCUCUGAGAACAAACAAACAACUUGAUACAGUAAAAAGGGUGUGAAUAUAUAUCCACUCAUCUAAAGAGUCAGUUUUUGGAUGCUUCUCUUUCUCCUGAGAGGGAUGUUACUGAUUCGUGCCUUCUUUUAGACUUAAGAAGCAUGAGACGUCACCUGUUAACAGCCAUGGCGUGUCCCGCCAACGUUGAGGAACAAAUAUCAGCCAGUCGAAGGGGCUUGAGCUCGUUUUGGUGGUCUUGAGCAAUGAGUAUUAAUGAACUGGUUUUAGUUCAUAUGAGCCCAGAACUGCGGUGAAAAGCAUACAUCAGAAACAGCUGAUAGUUCCGUUUAGGACAGCUUCUGAUGUGCCCAACUUGGCAGGAGACACGAGCAGGCCUUUUUAUGCUGACCUAGGACCAGUUCGUUUACAUAAUUUCUGACCUCAGUCAUUAUGAGAAACUUGAAAACUGGUCUCAGAUCAGCAGAAAGAGCUGAGUGUCUUUCUACAGACACUGCUCAGAAACCUAACUCAAUCUAAGAUGAUCGAGAACUGCAGGUUAUUUAUUUGGCUACCUUUAAGCUUGUUCGUGUUUUGUGCAUUACUGAUGAUCAGUUCCUUAUAUAUCAUCUAUAAAGUCAUGAUGUGUAGAAGACGGUAUUGAAUCUAGAUUAUUUUCUCCCGUAUGUCCGACACCUUGACACAAGAAGAAAAACUAUCAAAUGCAUGUUAAAUUCUUGUGUAAAAGAAUUCAGCAAACAUUCUGAAAAUAUUCAUGAUUGAUUGAGCUGCGAGUGCCGUCAGACAUCAGGAGAGAAAGGAAAUCUGACCUUUACAGCCAUCCAGCCAAAAUCUUUGUGGCACGUGGCAUGAACGAUGCUGUCUGUAAUCACGUUUCCAUAUUAUACAUAGGGCUAGACAUCUUUUUGAACCUGGAGCAGGUGAUAAAAAUUAAAAUGGUUUUGCUGGAAAGAUGAUAAUAGCGUUUCAGUACAGCUAAGCCUAAAUUCAGGUGAUCGCAGUGUAUACACACACACACACACACACACACACACAGGCAAAACCCUACAAUGAAAAUGAGAAAAUUCAGAUGCAUGGCAGUGUUUGUGACUUUUCAUUGCCAAGAUUUUGGUAUUUACUUUAAUAAUACUCGGCUAAAGGGGCAAAAUUUGGUGACAGUUUAUUCUUUUUGCUACUGCACUUGUAAGGUGUGUGUAUACAUAUUUGUGCUUCUUCAAUAAAGCUUCCUGCAGAUA